Molecule: messenger RNA, 2183 nt
Organism: Paramuricea clavata
Lineage: Eukaryota; Metazoa; Cnidaria; Anthozoa; Malacalcyonacea; Plexauridae
Source: the annotation of a GenBank genome assembly
AUGUCGUCUCGUUCAUCACAAAGUGAAGGUCAACAUCAAACGCCACAGGAACUAUUAUGUAACAAUUUUAAGGAGGUUAUUUGCGAUCUUUUAAACUACUUGAACGGAGUGGGUAAUACUAAUGGAAAUCACGAUGUUGAUUUGGACUACGCUACGUACCGGCUAGACUGGCUUAUUUCUUUGUGUACAAGGUUUGGAGAUUAUUUCGAAAAAGAAGAAACCUUCCUGGGAUAUCUACUCGAGGCCCAAGAAUUGCUAUUUGCUAGAAAUAGAAGCGACAGCCAACAUAUUUUUAGUUUUGAACCAGAAAAUGAGACUGAUCCAUGUAAUUCUAUUCGUUCUAGUGGAAGACCAAGACUUAAAAUCCCAAAAGAACAAAUUGAAUUAUUUUUGGAUUAUGGUUUUAAAGCCACAGAUAUAGCCAAAAUGCUGUGUGUUAGUGUCAAAACUAUUCAUCGAAGACUCCAUGAAUACAAUUUGUCUAUUAAAAAGUCUUAUGCCAGUUUGAGUGACGAGGAACUUGACAACAUUGUCACGGAAAUCAGUUCGCAGUUUAAAAACUGUGGCUACAAAUCGAUGCGAGGUCAUCUUCUCGCAAGAGGUUUCAAGUUGCAAGAGGAAAGAGUUAGACAGUCUAUGAGAAGGACUGACCCGGAGGGUACUUUUGUGCGAGCUCUUCAAUUAAAGGUUACCCACAGGAGAGUAUACAAUGUGCGAGGCCCUCUUGCACUAUGGCAUAUUGAUGGAAAUCAUAAAUUAAAAAGGUAUUAAAUAUGCUAUAUCAGUUUCAGUCUCACAGAGUAGAUACUUUAUGUAGUCUCUUCUCUGUGUCAGUCUCCAGUGGGGCACAUUUACAAGAAAUUAAAUUAAAGCUUGUAUGGGGGGGGGGCAUAUUUUCUUAGACUUUUUCCCCUUCUCCCCUUUGGGUGUGUGAAAUUCCCACUUCUUUGUUGUUUUUUUUAAAUUUAUAAAUUUUGAAAUUUAUGAGCUUCAAACCUAAUUCAACUGCUAAUGAAAACCCAUUGUUACAUUUUUACAAAAUUAAUGGGUACUGUUUGUGCAUGAAUAUAAAAUGCUUGUAGUAAAUGUGUCUACUGUACUAAUCAUCAUGACAUAAGUAGAUUUAUUUAAUGCUGCUGUAUGGUCACAUGUCAGAGUUUGGCCAGUCGACUCAGUCUGUGUUGGUACAAGUAGAAAAACACAAUAGGAUGCAUUGUCUAAUUUUAUUACAGAAGAUAACAAAUGUUAUUAAGAUUCAACCAUAUUUCUAUACUUACUGUCGUUUAGGUGGAAAAUCAUUAUUCAUGGUGGUAUAGACGGAUAUUCAAGAAAAGUAAUGUUUAUGGCAUGCAGCGGGAAUAAUAAGUCGGCAACAGUUUUAAGUCAUUUUGUCAAAGCAGUGGAGCAGCAUGGUUUACCAUCCCGUGUCCGUGCAGAUCAAGGGACAGAAAACGUGGGUGUGGCACAAUACAUGUUCAACCAUCCAGCUAGGGGCCCAGGAAGAGGGAGCUUUAUCACUGGUCCAAGUGUUCACAACCAGAGGAUAGAACGAUUGUGGAGGGAUCUUUUUGUUGGUUGUCUUUAUAUUUAUUACUCUGUGUUCUUCUACAUGGAAGAAGCAGGUUACUUAGAUGUAAGUGAUGCAGUGCAUAUGUUCUGUUUGCACUAUGUAUUUAUUGAAAAAAUAAACAAACAUCUUGGUCACUUUGUCAAUGGAUGGAAUGAUCAUUCCAUACGAACAGCACAAAACCGAACACCGAACCAGCUUUGGAUAAGAGGCUUGUUGAACAUUUCUGCAAGUAAUGACUUAGCAGCACAAAGGAUUCAAAAUCAACCAUCCCUGGUAUGUGAAUUUCCAUGUGAAAAUUGUUUUCAUUAAGUUAAGAACCCUACAUGGAUGUACUGUAGCUGGCAUAUUGAAAAAAUACAUAUACUCUUUUUAUUAUCAAUAGUGGUCUGAGUAUGGAAUAGAUACAGAAGAUCAUUCAUUACAUCUGGAAACAGAUUUUGAAGUUGAUGAAGACGAUGUAAUUCAACCCAUUUCUAACAGUGAAUUAAUGGAGUUAAAAGACAAGAUCAACCCACUUCAAGAUGAUGAUUCAUUUGGCAUCAACACAUACAUACAAGUAUGCCUAUUCGUAACAGAAAAACUUCACCAAUCAGCCUUACAGUCCCCAUCAUAA